Molecule: messenger RNA, 804 nt
Organism: Penicillium salamii
Lineage: Eukaryota; Fungi; Ascomycota; Eurotiomycetes; Eurotiales; Aspergillaceae
Source: the annotation of a GenBank genome assembly
AUGGCUAUUCAAGGGGCAGAGCAGACCAUCCUGAGGGAUCCGGCGCUAUUCUAUUGGAUUCUGUUUCCAAUUUCGAUUGUUAUGAUUCUGACCGGAAUCCUCCGCCACUAUGCGACAGUCAUGAUGAACAAUCCGCCAAAGUCAGCAGCCACACUCGCCGAGUCCCGCGAGCGCCUUGCUCUCCUCCGCGGCGUAAACCUCCGAAACAACGCCUGCUCCGUGCUCGACCGCGAGGCCUUCGAGGUUCGCAAGAACUACAUGGUCACGGGAUUCCGCAGCGGCGCAUUUUUGAAGGACCCCAACAACCGGGGCCAGCCGCCCGCUAACCCCAUGACUGAUCCUGCAGGCAUGGAGGCUAUGAUGGGCAUGCUGAAGGGAAACAUGAUGAUGAUGAUCCCGCAGACUUUGAUCAUGAGUUGGAUUAAUGCCUUCUUCUCUGGAUUCGUGAUCUUGAAAUUGCCCUUCCCUCUUACAAUUCGUUUCAAGUCCAUGCUGCAGUCUGGUGUCAUGACCCGUGAUCUGGAUGUGCAAUGGGUCUCCAGUCUUUCUUGGUACUUCCUCAACUUGAUGGGUCUGCAGUCCGUUUUUGGAUUCAUUCUCGGCAGUGAUAACGCUGCCAACCAAAUGGCCCAGCAAAUGGGUAUGGCCAACCCCGCCGCAAUGGUCAACCCAUUGCAACCCGGUCAAGAUCCCGACAAGCUAUACUUGAGCGAGGCAGAGAACCUGGAAGUGAUGGAGCACUUCUGCAUUUUGGACGGCGUGGAGGAACGAAUUUUGCAGAACUUUGCUCCUGCUGGAAUCUAA